Scylla paramamosain (green mud crab) is the source of this 1287-nucleotide messenger RNA. RefSeq lists its product as uncharacterized. NCBI's taxonomy places the organism in Eukaryota, Metazoa, Arthropoda, Malacostraca, Decapoda, Portunidae. The record is from RefSeq and is a predicted model, not a curated record. The coding region runs from base 1 to 1287 and encodes 428 amino acids. The transcript has a single exon.
AUGGACGCCCAAGAGACCCUCGCUGAGAAGGGGAACGCGAAGGAGAAGAAAGCAACAAAGAACAGCAAGAAGAGGCGGCUGGAGAGCCUCGAAGACUGCACCAGCAACGAGAAGACGGUCACUGAAGGCUGUGCAGAGAUGAAACAUCGCGCCAAAAGAAGCAAGGGAGGAGAUAAGAGCCGCACGAAAAAAGCGGAUCGUGGGAAAGAGAUUUCGAAACACAAUAAGAAGGUGGAUGUCGUUGAAGGGAUUACGGAACACAAAAAUCAGAGGGAGGGGAAUGACAUCAAAGACAAGAAAAUGAUGAGCGUGGAGUGUUUUCAUCCGAUUAUGGAUCGCACCAAGAAGAGGAAGAGGCAGAACAAGGACGACGACGAGAAACAGAACAAGAGGAAGAAACAGGACACGGAGGAGACGGAAAACCAGGACAAGAAAAGGAAGAGGCAGGUUAAUGACGACGGCGAGAAGCAGAACAAGAAGAGGCAGAGGCAGGUUAAGGACGACGACGAGAAGCAGGACAAGAAGAGGAAGAGGCUAGGCACGGAGGACGACGAGAAGCAGGACAAGAAGAGGAAGAGGCAGGUUAAGGACGAUGACACGAAGCAGGACAAGAAGAGGAAGAGGCAGGACGUGGAGAACGACGAGAAGCAGGCAAAGAAGAGCAGGGGGGAGGGUAGGAGAAAACGAAAGAAGGGGGGGAAGAUGGAGUGCUGUCAAUGUGUUAAGCACGGCAUCAAGAGAUGGAAGAUGAGAGGGUGGUACAAAGACGACGUGGUGAGGCGGAUGGUGGAUGCCAAGAGAGUCAGCAAGGAGAGGAACGUGAGCAGGUGGUGCCGUCUUAAUAUUUGGAAAAAAAACAUGGUCUAUGCGACCGUGCGCGGCCAUGCGUGCAUUGUCGAGCUUGACAGCGGCUCUUCAUGCAGCCUAAUUAGGCUGCCACUGGCCCGGAGGCUGGGAAUCGUCACGGGCAAACAAGAGACGGUGAAGAAAUACUUGUUUACCUGGGCUGGCAUGCUGGAGCUGGACGUGAUCGAGCUGGACGAGGUAGUGGUGGUGCUGCAGCGCUACGUGGCGGUCAACACGCGCAUGACGGUCAUUGUACGGGUGGAUGUGAGGAUGAACUCCUUCGCCCGAAUAGUUAUGUCCAUGAGCCGCCUGCAGGAGGCCGAGGUGCGGCAGGAGUUCCAUCCCGACGACAGCAGCAUCCUGUUCCUGCGUCAUCCAAAACGUCUGCGGCAGAGACAACAUUCGGAGACACAAGGCAAAACGUUCAUGUUUACCGCAUGA